Molecule: messenger RNA, 654 nt
Organism: Ilex paraguariensis (yerba mate)
Lineage: Eukaryota; Viridiplantae; Streptophyta; Magnoliopsida; Aquifoliales; Aquifoliaceae
Source: the annotation of a GenBank genome assembly
AUGUAUCCUCUAGCUCCUAUACAUCUGCUACUUCUUCUAAUCUCUCUCUCCAAAUUUAUACUCACAGUCAUCUUCAUCCCAUGGAGUAUUCAGCAACAGUUCAGGAAACAAGGCAUCAGAUGCCCCAGCUACCGUCCGAUUUUCGGAAACUCGAAGGACAUAAUGAGGCAGUACAGAGAAGCUGAAUCAAAGUCCAUUCCUUUCAACCAUGAUACCAUUCAUCGUGUGGCUCCACCUUACUGUAACUGGUCACCCUUGUAUGGGAAGACUUUCCUGGUCUGGUUUGGCACCAAGCCUAGAUUGACUACAGCCGAACCGGACUUGAUCAAAGAGGGUUGGGUGCCUGAAGUUGUUGCUAGGAGCUUAAAGAUGCUGGAAAAGUGGGAGCAAGAAAGAGGAGGAAGAGAUGAAUUCGAGGUAGAAGUUAACAAAGACCUAUAUAAUCUGUCAGCAGAGAUCCUAUCCAGAACAGCUUUUGGGAGUAGUUUUGAAGAGGGGAAGCUCAUUUUCGAAUUACAAGAACAACAGAUGAAUCUCGCAUACCAGGCCAUGCGCAGUGUUUACAUUCCUGGAUUCAGGUUUCUUCCCACGAAGAAAAACAGAACGAGGUGGAGACUAGAGACGGAAAUCAGAGACUCGAAAGAUGCUAAUUGA